Pogoniulus pusillus (Red-fronted tinkerbird) is the source of this 2942-nucleotide messenger RNA. RefSeq names its product ADCYAP receptor type I (gene ADCYAP1R1). Gene Ontology annotation, biological process: cell surface receptor signaling pathway; adenylate cyclase-modulating G protein-coupled receptor signaling pathway. The coding region runs from base 871 to 2445 and encodes 524 amino acids. Gene Ontology annotation, cellular component: plasma membrane. Lineage: Eukaryota; Metazoa; Chordata; Aves; Piciformes; Lybiidae. The transcript is spliced from 18 exons. The record is from RefSeq and is a predicted model, not a curated record. Gene Ontology annotation, molecular function: vasoactive intestinal polypeptide receptor activity; peptide hormone binding; G protein-coupled peptide receptor activity.
ACUUAGGGGGAGGAGGUGUUUGCAUUUCUCCGCAGGACCAGCUUCGUUUUGCAGAGCAUUGUCUGGGUAUGAGAAUCACACACAGAGAAACACAGGGACGAGCACAGCACAGCUUUGACUCGCAGACAGAGCAUCUGCUCCAGUCUGAGCCCCCUUCUUCUUCCUCAUCCCACCUCCUACAUCCCAAGCACGAAUAAUUCCCCCUAUAAAAGAAGGGGGGAAACACACACACGCACAAGAGGGGGUGCCCCAAGAAACCCAAACGAACAAAAACCCGGAAAAAGCAGGGAGAAAAAAAAGAAAACAAGGUAGGAAAAAAAAAAAAAAGAGAGAGAGAGAGAAGAGGAGAAAGUUUGCAAAUCUUCUGCUUCCCGUCUUGGCUUUGGUGGGGUUUUGUGGUUGCUUCUGUUUGGUUCGGGGUUUUAUCGGUUUAGCGAUGGCAAAUUCCUUCACGGCCAGGACCUGGCCCAUCCCCUGAGCAAAGGCAGCUUGGACAUGACCGGCAGGCGAGGGAGGAGGAAUUUGGAUUCCCUUCGGAGGCGCCGACCCCUCCUCCGCCCGGUGCGAACGGGGCGGGGGGAGCUCGGCUCCGGCCGCUCACUCGCCCCGCGGGCAGCCGGGGCUGGACCACUUUCUGCUGGGGAACGGCUCCGUGUGCCCCCGCGCCUGGCUACGACCCCAUCGGCGCCCGCCGCGCCCCGGCAAGCCGGGGAUGCAGCAUCUCGAGCACCGGGACAGAUCCCUGCUGCAAUGAUAUCUGAGCCUUGACUUGAAGAUCUUAAGCAAAAGAUCUGCAGAGAGUCUGUACUUCAGCCCUGAUAAUAGUAUUAACAAGCAGAACUUCAUUAAAGUGCAAGACUAAGAGAGAAGAUGGGCAUGAACUGGAAUAUCUGCUUCUUCACUCUCAUGCUGCUUCCAAUGGCUACAGCAACCCAUUCCAACUGCAUCAUUAAGAAGGAGCAAGAGACUUGUCUGGAGAAAAUACGGAGGGCAGCUGCCCUGAACCCUCUCAAUGACUCUUCUCCAGGUUGCCCAGGAAUGUGGGACAACAUUACAUGCUGGAAACCUGCAAGUGUGGGUGAAAUCGUCUUUGUCAAGUGUCCUGCGCUGUUCAGAUUCAUCAUCUCUGAAGAUGGUUGGGAAGUGGAUAACUUGGGGCAAACUCAUGCAGGUGAUUAUGACCUGCUGGAAAGCACAGCCCAGUCUCCUCUAGGGGACAUCAGCAGAAACUGCACUGAAGAUGGCUGGUCUGAACCUUUCCCUCAUUAUUAUGAUGCCUGUGGCUUUGAUGAAAACGAAACAGAGUCUGAUAACCAGGAUUACUACUACCUGUCUGUGAAGGCUCUGUACACAGUGGGAUACAGCACUUCUCUCGUUUCCCUCACCACUGCCAUGGUCAUCCUCUGUCGUUUCAGGAAGCUUCACUGCACACGAAAUUUUAUCCACAUGAACCUCUUUGUGUCUUUCAUCCUGCGUGCAAUAUCUGUGUUCAUUAAAGAUGGGGUUCUUUAUGCUGAGCAAGAUGGCAACCACUGUUUUAUCUCAACGGUGGAAUGUAAAGCAGUGAUGGUGUUUUUUCACUACUGUGUCAUGUCCAACUACUUCUGGCUCUUUAUUGAGGGACUGUACCUUUUCACUUUAUUGGUAGAAACCUUUUUCCCAGAAAGGAGAUAUUUCUACUGGUACACUAUCAUUGGUUGGGGUACCCCAACAAUUUGUGUCACUGUCUGGGCAGUGCUGAGACUUCACUUUGAUGACACUGGCUGCUGGGACAUGAAUGACAACACUGCCUUGUGGUGGGUCAUCAAAGGGCCUGUGGUUGGAUCAAUCAUGAUAAACUUUGUGCUCUUUAUUGGCAUCAUUGUGAUCCUUGUGCAGAAACUCCAGUCCCCUGAUAUUGGAGGCAAUGAAUCCAGCAUUUACUUCACCCUCCCACUUCCUCCCAGAUGCAGCUGCAGUCCAUGCACAGGACACAUGCGCAGCUGCGUUCAGAAAUGCUACUGUAAGCCUAAGAGGGCUAACCAGCACUCUUGCAAGAUGUCAGAACUAUCAACCAUUACCCUGAGACUGGCUCGCUCUACACUGCUGCUUAUCCCCUUGUUUGGAAUUCACUACACGGUGUUUGCUUUUUCUCCUGAGAAUGUCAGUAAGCGGGAGAGACUAGUCUUUGAAUUGGGACUGGGAUCUUUCCAGGGAUUUGUUGUUGCUGUUCUCUAUUGUUUCUUGAAUGGAGAGUUUCUCCCUAAAGGUGCAAUCAGAAAUAAAGAGAAAAUGGAGGAGCUGGAAAGUCAACCGGUAUUUUGCUGUGGAUUUCAAGCAUCGCCAUCCUUCUCUAGCGAGCAGCGGAGUGAACGGGGGGACACAACUCUCCAUUCUGAGCAAGAGCAGCUCUCAGAUUCGGAUGUCCAGCAUAAAUGCGGAGAACUUGGCAACAUGAGCAGCUAAGGAAAACCGAGCAACCCGCAAGCAAACCAAAAAUCACCCCUUCAAACAGAAACAAAUAGAUCAUACUUCUGCUGGUGGUGGAGGUCUCUCCUUUCCCUUUCCCUUUCCCUUUCCCUCUUCCUCUCCCUCUCCUUCCCCCAUUUUCUGCCCUUUUCCUUUCUCUUUCUCCUUCUCCUUCUCCUUCCCCUUCCCUUUUCCUUUUCCCUUUCCCCUUUCCCUUUUUCCCUUUCCCUUUUCCCUACUUUUCCCAUCCCUACUUUCCUUUUCCCUUCUUUCCCUUUCCCUUUCCCUACUUUUCCUGUCCCUACUUUCCUUUUCCCUUCUUUCCCUUUCCCUUCUUUCCCUUACCCUUCUUUCCCUUUCCCUUCUUUCUCUUACCCUUCUUUGCCUUUCUCUUCUUUCCCUUCUUUCUCUUUUCCUUUCCCUUUUUUCCCUUCUCCUUUCCCUUCUUCCCUUUUCCUUUCCUUUCUUUCCCUUUCUCUUCUUUCCAUUCUUCU